UGAGCGGAAGUUUCUGUUGAAAGCACGGAAGACAACCGGAAGUGACGCAACAUCUUGUCGUGCUUGAAACAUGCUUGAAUGGAGGUGACCUUAGUUUUUGUAGGUUCGUAAGGAAACUCGGUGACGCUACACUCACCUGUGUUGUUAAUGAACUUUUAGAGUCUCGAAAGACCUUUAGAGUUUUGCAAGUUCACGAACGAGAGAAGAUGGCAGAGGCUCAUCAGACGCGCGUGCAGAAUGUGGUGGAAGAAAUGGUUCAGAGUCUGGAGAGGGAGCACAUCCGCAAGAUGCAGGGACGCAUGUUCCAGUGCAGCGCAGACUGCUGUGCUCGCCCCUCAGAUUCCAUGUCUCAGGUGCAUCAGUGCAUCGAACGGUGUCACACUCCUCUGGCACAAGCUCAGAGUCUGGUAACCUCCGAGCUGGAGAAGUUUCAGGAUCGUCUCUCUAGAUGCACCAUGCACUGCAAUGACAAAGCCAAAGAUCUUUUCGACUCCGGUGCAAAGGAGCCAGCUGUCCGGUCUCUGAUGGACCGCUGUGUGGGCAGCUGCGUGGAUGACCAUAUUAACUUGAUACCCAGCAUCACCAGGAGACUCAAGGAAAAUUUGGACUCUAUACCACAGUGAGGAGCAGGAUAAUAGCUGUAGGUAGUUCUAAUAGAUAUCUGGGUUCUGUUGAUGAGAAUACUGCAGCAAAUAGCUUAUUGUAGGAGGAAUUCAGAGGAGACUGUGAGAUUUAGUUAGAAUUUAAUCCAUUUGGUUUGUAGUUAAGGAUCCUUUGAAGAAUCUUACUGCCAUUAAGAGUAAUUAAAAUCAUUUCACAAAGAUGAUCAUGAUCUUUCAAAAACAUACAAUAAACUACUUUUUUUAAAAUAA
Oryzias melastigma (Indian medaka) is the source of this 872-nucleotide messenger RNA. RefSeq names its product family with sequence similarity 136 member A (gene timcc). Gene Ontology annotation, cellular component: cytoplasm. The record is from RefSeq and is a predicted model, not a curated record. Lineage: Eukaryota; Metazoa; Chordata; Actinopteri; Beloniformes; Adrianichthyidae. Bases 207 to 623 code for a protein of 138 amino acids. The transcript is spliced from 3 exons.